This is a messenger RNA of Corylus avellana, 888 nucleotides long. Lineage: Eukaryota; Viridiplantae; Streptophyta; Magnoliopsida; Fagales; Betulaceae. The record is from RefSeq and is a predicted model, not a curated record.
AUGGUGCAUUUUGAGGACUCUCCUUCAGAUUGGGACCCCCGGAAGUUAGGUUGUCCGAAUUUCAUUGAACUGAGCAACCUAAGGAACGGGAUAUGGGCUCCACUUACCUUGGACAGGAGAUUGGUACUUUACCCAAAUGGGAAAAAGAAUAGCAAUGUGAACGGUCACAUCUCUCUAUACUUGGCAAUAGCAGCUACCAAUGACCUUCCACUUGGCUGGGAGGUUAACGUGCACAUAAGAUUCUUUGUGUUUGAUCAAAUCCGAGACAAGUACCUGAGUAUUCACGAUGCGAGUGGGAGGGUAAGACGCUUCCAUAAAUUGAAGACUGAAUGGGGAUUCGAUCAGUUGCUUUUCCAUGAUACUCUCAAUGAUUCAUCAAAUGGAUAUCUUGUUGACGACACUUGUGUCUUGGGGGCGGAAGUUUUUGUUAUUAAAUGUACUGGCAAAGGGGAGAGUUUGUCAAUGAUAAAUGAACCUCAAAGUAAUAUUUUCACUUGGAGGAUUGACAACUUUACCAACAUGAAAAAUGCAUAUUAUGACUCUAAGCAUUUCACCGUUGAAGGGCGAAGAUGGAAGUUGAGUCUCAAUCCGAAGGGAUUUGGAACAGGAGCAGGCACAUGCUUGUCUCUUUAUCUCUACUUAGGUGAUUCAGAAACUAUUCCUCCCAACAAAAAAUUGUGUGCAAAAUACAAGCUGCGAGUAAAGGACCAAAUCCAUGGCAAUCACCAUGAAAAGACAAUUGACCACUGGUUCUCUGAUCGUACCAUCGGUUAUGGUGUCCAUGAGUUUUUGCCAUUGAGAGAUCUCCGGGACGCAUCAAAUGGCUACUUGGUACGUGAUGGUUUGUUCAUUGAAUGCAAAAUCGAUGCCAUAUCCGUUCUUUUUUAA